CGGGGCGGCGGCGCGUGCGCAGUGCGCAGUGCGGCGGCGGCGCGGUGCGGGAUGGAGGUGGCGCGCGCGGGGCGCUCGGCGGGCAUGGCGCGCGAUGUGCUGCAGCGGGCGCGGCGGCGCUCGGCGGGCGCGUUCCCGGCGCCGGUCAGUGCCGUGCGCGCACCCGCGGGACACGCGCACAGAUACGGACAGAGACCGGGAGAUGCACGGAGAUGCACGGAGAUACAUCUCCGACCGAGACCGGGAACGCCUCAAUGCAGCGUUCGCUUCGAUUUUGAAUUUGAUGAGAGAAGUCUCAAAGGAGUGCGAGAAGUGCUAUGGGUCUAUGGCAGCCAACAAGUGCAAGGAGAAUGAAAUCAAACACUUCUGCAAAUACCAUGGCAAGUCAGUAGAAAGAAGGGUGGAUCCCACAGAAGAAGAGAGGACUGAAGGUUCUGUAGAACCCAGCCAAGCUCAAACUUGCCAGCAAAGGCCCAGAAGACCUUCCAAAGAUUUCUACAUUGAAGUUUCUCCUGGCAUCUAUUCUGUCACAGCAAUCUCAGAAGACAUGGUGGAACAAACCCAUGUAGUAGAUGUCAAUGCAGGACAAAGUGUUGAUUUAACUUUUGUUCUGUGAUAUUUGUUGUUUCCUGGCAAUAGCAGGAAUAAAACAUGAGGCUUUUUUUUUAAUGCGUGUAAUGAGCUAUAAGUGUAUUUUUCUUGUUAGCACUUUAAUAGCACCUUCCUCUUUGGGACUCCAUUUUUAUGGCCUGUACAUUUGUUUUCUAGUUAAUGCAAUUAUAUGCAGCCCACUUUGUACACUGAUUUUUAUAAAUAUUUGUACAGUGUGUGCCUUUUAAAUCCAAUUAUGUGACUGUAAUUCCAGAUUCUUCUGCUCUAAACAAUUAAAGAUACAAUCAGUGAAA
Pyrgilauda ruficollis (rufous-necked snowfinch) is the source of this 905-nucleotide messenger RNA. It is a transcript of the gene AKIP1, whose product is annotated as A-kinase interacting protein 1. NCBI's taxonomy places the organism in Eukaryota, Metazoa, Chordata, Aves, Passeriformes, Passeridae. Gene Ontology annotation, cellular component: nucleoplasm. The coding region runs from base 95 to 616 and encodes 173 amino acids. The record is from RefSeq and is a predicted model, not a curated record. Gene Ontology annotation, biological process: regulation of non-canonical NF-kappaB signal transduction. The transcript has 5 exons.